ACGUACUUUAGUACACUCGGAACCUUGACAGUGAGCACAAGUCGCAUUGUGGGAAUAUCUCAGGGAUAUAAAAGUUAUAAAAUGACUACAAAAAUUGUAAAUGCUCUGCAAGUUGUGGGAUUGCUAUCACUUAGCUGUUUGGUUAAUUGGACUUUUUCGGACUGCAAUGUUUGCCAGCCAAAUCAGGCAGCUUGUAUUAAUUCCACAUCCUAUUAUAUGUGCUUUGGAGAUGAUACACCCUACACGGAUCACAUAUAUAAUUGCCUCGCCGGCUUCCAAUGCAGCGACUACCCCUCCAUUUGCAUACAAAAGAAUGCCCAGCGUCCCCCCAGCUGUGGAGAUACCAGCAAAUGUGGGCAUUGCAGUGCCCACAGAAACUACAAGUUUGCUUGCCACAGCAGAGGCAUCUUCCAAUUGUGCUAUGGCGCCUCACAGCCCACGGGAUCCUAUGGCAAGUGUCCAGCGGGAACUGUUUGCGAUGCCUCCAGCGAUGUGGUCUGUGUGCAGGAGAAGCCAGGUCAAGCAGUCACCUGUGAUGUGAAUGAUGACCUGGUGGGCACUACAACGGAAGACCCAACAGGCAGCCCAACUUCCAGUCCCACCACUAGUCCUGUGACCGAUCCAGCUUCACAGACAGCACAGGAAAUAUGUAAACUAAGGGCAAAGUCAGGUCUCUAUGAAACUGUGCCUCGUGAUCCCUACUGCAAACGUUACAUCGAUUGCUACUACAACAAAGACAAGGUCAUAGCUGUGGAAUAUGGAUGCUCUGAAACAUCUUACUUCGAGGCAGACACACAACGUUGCACAUACAUAAAGCCAAGCAAUUGUAUUUGAAUUAAUUUUUAAUAUAUUUAUUUUUAAAUAUAUUAUUUAGACUAUAAAACA
Molecule: messenger RNA, 885 nt
Organism: Drosophila innubila
Lineage: Eukaryota; Metazoa; Arthropoda; Insecta; Diptera; Drosophilidae
Exons: 4
Coding region: 82-834 (250 amino acids)
Cellular component (GO): extracellular region
Molecular function (GO): chitin binding
Source: RefSeq, a predicted model, not a curated record